AUGAGGCAUGGAGUUGCUGCUGCACUUCUUCCAUUAGCUACAGCGUUCUGUCGCAAAUUGUGCACAGGAGUAAUUCAAUUUGCAUACACAUGCAUUCAGGAACAUGCAGUUUGGCAGAAUCAACAGUUCUGGGAGGCAGCAUUUUACCAAGAUGUGCAGAAAGAUAUCAAGGCUUUGUACCUUCCUCGCUUAGAUGGUGUCCCUCCCAUGAGAUUGGGUUGUGAUGCUGGUCUCAGCCCUAUCAGCCCUCGAGAAAGCAAAGAAUUUCCUUGGAAAGAUCGUCGUUCAGGAUACUCCCGUGUUCAAGAGCCUUCUGCAUUAGAGAUUGCUGCAGAACAGAUGCGGUUAUGGCCAUCUUUGGAUCCUGACAAACAGUCAGAACUGAUGAGUAGUGAAGAAUCUACUUUGUACAGCCAAGCCAUUCACUAUGCCAAUAGAAUGGUAUACUUAUUGGUUCCUGUUGACUCCAGCUGUCGAAGUCAUCGACCAGAAACAGGUCCAUUUGAUGAAGAGCGUGCCAGCAACAGCAUAACAAACAGUGUUGCAGAGAGUGAUAGUGCUGAUGCGGAGUCGGGGUUUGAGGAACAGGAUCCUGGUGAGACAGGCACUGCAGUUGUGCGACUGGUCUCACGCUUCGUGGAUAAGGUGUGCACAGAAGGUGGAGUCAGCUCAGAACACAUACGAGCUCUGCAUCAGAUGGUUCCUGGGGUAGUGCAUAUGCAUAUUGAAACAUUAGAAGCUGUCCAUAGAGAGUCGAAGAGAUUACCUCCCAUACAGAAGCCCAAGAUACUGACACCCAGCAUGCUGCCUGGGGAGGAGGCUGUGUCAGAGGGUCUUCGGGUGUACUUGCUGCCUGAUGGACGUGAGGAGGGUGCUGGAGGGACAUUGGGAGGACCUCCCUUACUUCCUGCAGAGGGAGCCAUCUUCCUCACUAACUACCGCAUUGUGUUCAAGGGAACGCCCUGUGAUCCAUUCGCAUGUGAGCAGCUGGUUGUGCGCUCAUUCCCUGUAACAUCUCUUACUAAGGAGAAGCGAGUCACAGUGCAGUAUCUUGCCCAUCUUGACCAGUGGUUGCAAGAAGGUUUGCAACUUCGUUCCUGUACAUUUCAGCUUAUUAAACUUGCAUUUGAUGAAGAGGUGACCGCUGAGAGCAUUGAGAGCUUCCGCAAGAUGGUACAUCGGGUGCGCCAUCCAGCGCACAUUCUUCACCAUUUUGCUUUCAUCGGUCAGGCUGCGGUCCCACAAACUCCUUUGCACAAGGGGAAGGAAAAGAAUGCAACUCUCAAGGGUUUCGCUAAGAAGACGCUGUUGAAGACUGCCCGUAAAGCGGGCUUCAAGCCCAAGCCGUCGUCCAAGCGCCAGAAGUACGUGCUGCCUAGCGUGGGCGCGGCCAGCAAAUACCUCACAUCGCCCGGUCGCAUGAGCCUGCCGCUCACCGAGCCCGGGGACUUCGGCGCCGACGAUGACCUGUCCAUCGCUGACGACUUCGAGGUGCCGCCGCCGGGCCUGGCCCCGGCGCCGCCGCCGGCCGACGCGAAGACGUUGGAGCGGCUGGCCGAGCGCUCGUACGUGCGCGACUGGGCGCGGCUGGGACUGGCGCCACCGGGCGCGGGCAGCAGUGCGGCCGCGGGGCCCGGCGCACGCAUUCCCAACGAGCCUUUCCGACUCUCCACCGUCAACAGCGCCUACAUGAUGUGCCGCAGCUACCCGGCGCUUCUGGUGGUCCCUGUGAACGUGACGGACGAGAGCGUGCGUCGCUUCGCGCGCUGCUUCCGGAACAACCGCGCGCCCGUGGCGACGUGGCGCCACCCGCGCACCCGCGCGCUGCUGGUGCGCGGCGCGGCGCAUCACGGCAAGGGGGUGAUGGGCAUGCUGAAGGCGCACCCGGCGGCGGCGGGGCGGCCGGGUGGCGCGGGCGUCGCCGCCUCGGCCUCCGAGGCCUCCACCUCGUCGGUGGAGCUGGAGCGCUACGUAGCGGCGCUGGUGGCGGCCACGCCCAUCGCCGUGCUCCGCCAGGGAUCCGCCUGGGGCAUGUCGGACAGCUCGCUCAGCAUCGACUCGUUGCUGCUUGCGGCCGACGAGGCCCAGCAGGCCCAUCAUGUGCACGCCCAUGCACACGCACACUCGCACAUGCCCGCCGCGGGCACGCUGACGCUGACCCCGGAAGUGGCACGCCGCAGCAACCCGUUCGCCAAAGCCGCUGGCACGCUUGGGGUGUUCCCGCGCUCGAGCGGUGGCAAAGGCGGUGGCGGCGGCGGCAAGGCAGCCGUGUUCGGGCGCUGGGGCUCGCUCAAGGACCGGCGCCACAGCUCGCAGGCGUCGCUGAGCGCGCUGGCUGCGGCGGGCGGGGGCGGCGGCGUGGGCGGCGGCGCGGGCGGCGGGCGUACGGGCGUCGCGGGCCAGCAGCGCCUCUCCGCCGCCGACUCCGACUCGGGCACCGAGUGCGUGCAGACGCUCCAGCGCGCCGCGCUCUACGUGCUGGGCGAGAAGGCGCACGCGGCCAAGGCGGCCCACAAAGGCUCGACGUCGUCGGGCGACGCGCACGCCCUUGCUCUCAAGACGGACUUCGUGCCCGUCGAGUACUUCGACGUGCGCCACGCCAAGGCCGCCUUCAAGAAGCUGAUGCGCGCCUGCAUCCCGAGCGCCGCCUCGCCCAACCCCGACCCCGAGCAGAGCUUCCACAAGUUGGUAGAGAGCUCAGAGUGGCUGCAGCAACUGCAGAAUAUCAUGCAACUAGCAGGUGCUGUUGUGGACCUGUUAGAUGUACAGGGUUCCUCUGUGAUGCUGUGCCUGGAGGACGGUUCUGAUGUAACUGCCCAGGUGUCAUCUGUAGCACAGGUGUGCCUUGAUCCAUACUACCGUACCCUGGAAGGUUUUCGCACUCUUCUGGAGAAAGAAUGGCUAGCCUUUGGCCAUCGCUUCUCUCAUCGGAGUAACCUGGCAGCUGGUGCUCAGGCCUCUUCCGGCUUUGCACCAACUUUCCUUCAGUUCCUUGAUGUUGUACAUCAGAUUCAGCAUCAGUUUCCGCUUGCAUUUGAGUUCAAUGACUAUUACCUGCGCUUCCUGGCAUAUCAUUCAGUAUCAUGCCGCUUUCGUACCUUUCUCCUGGACUGUGAACUUGAGAGAGUGGAACAUGGAAUUGCAGCAGCAGAGGACAAACGUGGUUCCCUAGCUGGUGCUGGACGAACGCCUCGUCCCCAUUUGGAUGCUACUGGCUCUGAUGAUGAAUCCGUCUAUCCAGGUGGACGAUUGGCUGGCAGUAAUUCCACCCCCAACCUUGGUCAAUCUGUUUUUGAUUACAUUGAAAAGCAACAUGCCCGCUCACCCUUGUUCUAUAAUUUCAUGUAUACUCCUGACAGUGAUCACCCUGUACUCAGGCCACAGUCACAUCUGCCUGCUCUUGGACUGUGGCAGUACUAUCUCGGAGAGCAACUGGCUCAUGGGCCCAGCUAUGAUCUAGAAGUCAUCCAGUUGGACUCUCAGCAGGAAGAAGAGGCAGAGGCUGCUGAUGGCACAGUGAACCUCUCUUCACGGCGAGUGGUAACAAUGGGGUAUGAUGAUAUAGAUAGGUGUGUUCCUGAUGCUUUUUCACAUCUACUGGAGGAAAUCCGAAGAUUGGAGACAGAGCUUGGACACCUACCUCAAAAAUGGAAAGUACUAUGGGACAAACUGGAGUUACCUUCAACAGAUUCUCUCACGAGGCAUGCAUCGUUCAGCACUCAAUUGGUGCGCUCACAUGGACGUCUUCUUCACAAACGUUCCACACUUGAGAUCUUGAUGCGAGGGAAGCUAACUGGAAUGCGAUGUAUGGACUGUGGGUACAGUUGUCAUGAAAAGUGUGUGGAUGGUGUUCCAAAGAACUGCACAAAGUACAAAGCUGUUCAAGAUGGCAACCUCACAUCACAAACCCUCACCCGCACCGGGGGUGACACUGGCUCUGUUAGUUCUAGUGUUACUACCAUCCAAACAUCAAGCCAACAAUAUUAUGACCAAUUUUCAUCUAAUGUUGCUGAAAAUCGUACUCAUGAAGGCUACCUGUAUAAAAGAGGUGCAUUGUUGAAAGGUUGGAAGCAAAGAUGGUUUGUUUUAGACUCUAUCAAACAUCAGCUACGUUAUUAUGAUGCAAUGGAAGACUCUCACUGUAAAGGCUACAUAGAUUUGGCAGAAGUAGUUUCUGUACUGCCAGCUCCUCCAGCGCCUGGACCUCCAAAGAAAACUGACGACAAAUCAUUUUUUGAUAAAAAGGAAGAUGAAACAAACAGAACUACCCAAGAGACUCUUGGUCUUGGAGCUUCUAGUGAUUUUGUUUUAGUCAUGUUAUUGAGAUUUCUCCUAAGCUUGCCUGUUGAAGCACACAUGUCCUGCAACAUCAGUUUUUCAAUUCCUCCUUCCUCCUAUCAUAUUUGUAAAAAAGAAAGAAGGAAAAAAAAAAAGAAGAUACAAAUAGAUAAAAAGAGUAGAGUUCUUCAAGCCUAUCUACUUUACUUUUGA
Molecule: messenger RNA, 4491 nt
Organism: Gryllus bimaculatus (two-spotted cricket)
Lineage: Eukaryota; Metazoa; Arthropoda; Insecta; Orthoptera; Gryllidae
Source: the annotation of a GenBank genome assembly